Molecule: messenger RNA, 642 nt
Organism: Dichomitus squalens LYAD-421 SS1
Lineage: Eukaryota; Fungi; Basidiomycota; Agaricomycetes; Polyporales; Polyporaceae
Product: DnaJ-domain-containing protein
Exons: 5
Cellular component (GO): cytoplasm; nucleus
Molecular function (GO): protein-folding chaperone binding; protein folding chaperone
Source: RefSeq, a predicted model, not a curated record
AUGUCCACGUUCCCCGACUACUACAAGCUCCUCAACAUCUCCCAGAAUGCAUCUGUGGACGACAUCAAGACUGCGUACAAGAAAGAGUCCCUGAAGACUCACCCAGACAGGCUCGCUAAUGCAACGCCGGAGCAAAGACAAGCUGCUACAGAGAAAUUCCAGGCAGUAGCGGACGCUUACUACGUGCUGUCGGACCCUACUCGCCGGAGGGAGUAUGACAGCCUUUACUCAACACGCCGUCCGCAAGAAAGAACAGCCCAGCCCGACGCUUCAGCCAGCUUCUUUGCCACGUUUGCCAACAUGUUCGGAAAGGCUGCCGGUUCGGGCACAGGAGCCGGUGCAACAGGUGCCGCUCCUGGAGACCGGCCAGACGCGGAUCAUGUCUUCGCGGACGUAUUCGACGACUUGCUACGUCCAGAAGUGGAACGACAUGCGCCGUGGUGGGCAUGGCUUGGUGCUGUCUGCGGGGCGGGCAUUGGCUUCAUCAUCGCGAACAUACCCGGACUCCUCUUUGGGGCGUAUGCCGGGAACAAGCUAGGUGCCAUCCGAGAUGCGAAGGGGAAGAGCAUAGCAGCUGUCUUCACGCAGCUAGGAGGUGACCAGAAGGCUCAGAUUCUUCGGGCAUUGGCUGCUAAGGUUCUC